AUGCAAUUGAACUUUUGUGCUGUAAUUGAUGAGACAUCAUCAUCUCCAUUGUCGUCAUCAUCUUCGUCAGUUAAAGUCACAAUCAGUAAAACAACAACAAACAAACGCAAGCCGAUGUUAAUAGUCAAUGGUUAUGAUUUUCAAAUCAAGAGUUACAAUAAAACUAAGACCAUCAAAUUUUGGCGAUGUUCUAAUCGAAAUUGUGGGGUGUUGUUGCAUACAAAUCUUAAUGAUGAAUUUGUACGUUUUUCUGGAAAUAUGACCGAUCACUCACAUAUACCAAAUCCAGCAGCAUUAGAAAUCCGAACGUUGAGAGAACAAAUGCGGCAACGAGCUGAAAAUGAAUUAUUACCUUUACAAGAAAUAGCUGAACAGGAAGUACGAAAAGGUCUACUAACCGGUGAAGCUCUUGCAGUUUUACCAAAUAUUCUUAAUCUCGGUCAUAAUUUAAUACAAAAUCGUCGAAAGUUGAUGCCACCACUUCCACAGUCAUGCUCUUUCAGCAUUUCGGAUGAAUAUAAAAACGAUUAUCUCAAUUGUGAUCGCUUGUUGUUGCAUGAUAGUUAUGAUCCACCAUUUCAAAUCGACGAAUCAUUAUAUACACGACCUGAAGGAAGAAUUCUCGUAUGGUCAUCAGAUGUUCAACUAAAACUCAUGUUCGACAGUGAAAAACUGUAUAUGGAUGGUACUUUCUCCACUGCUCCACCAAAUUUCGAUCAGGUUUAUAUAAUUCAAGUGAUACAUCAUGAAACAUGCAUACCAGCAAUGUACGCACUACUUCCUGAUCGGAAAACAACAACGUAUAGUUAUCUAUUUCAUGUUUUAUUUUUGGAAGCGAAAAGAUUUGGUAAAACAUUUGCUCCUACUCUAAUCAUGACGGAAUUUGAACCUGGUGUUGCCAGAGCAAUAUCAUUGGAGUUUACGGAAAAAACGACCCAAAAGGGAUGUUUUUUCCAUUUUUGUAAAGCUAUUUAUCGAAAUGUGCAAUCUAACGGUUUAUCAUCAACUUAUCUGGAAGAUAUUAGGAUACGUAGUAUAAUUCGACAGAUGAUGGCAUUGGCAUUAGUACCUCACGAACAUGUUUCAUCUUUAUUUGGUCGUCUUAGUGAAGAGCUUGGUGAAGAUGAACGUAGUCAGUUGGAUGGCUUAUUCAAGUACUUUCAAGCACAAUGGAUGCGGCAAAUAACUAUAUGGAACGUUUUCAAUAUUUCUGAAAGAACUAAUAACUUUAGUGAGGAUCAAACAUGUACGUUUGAAGAAGUACAAGAUCGAGCACGUGCUUUACUUGAUGGUUUAAUUGAAAAAUAUUCAAUUGUAGUACAAGAACAAAAUGGUUUAACUGAUCCACAUCCAAUUAUAGGAAUUCUCAUUAUGUCGUCAUCAUUGAAAGAAUUUGAACAAGCUUUCAUGUUUGUUCGAAAUUUGCCAUAUAAAAUGCCGGUGUCAAUUGGUUGUGGUGGUUUUCAUAAAAUAUUGGGUCUUCUUCUGAUUGUGUACAAGAAUUUAAAUGACUUACCUAGUCACAAACUACUUCGAAUAUUAUUUGAUCAAUGUGGUAUGAAGAAAUCGUAA
This is a messenger RNA of Rotaria sp. Silwood2, 1572 nucleotides long. NCBI's taxonomy places the organism in Eukaryota, Metazoa, Rotifera, Eurotatoria, Philodinida, Philodinidae. The record is from the annotation of a GenBank genome assembly.